Molecule: messenger RNA, 868 nt
Organism: Meloidogyne enterolobii
Lineage: Eukaryota; Metazoa; Nematoda; Chromadorea; Rhabditida; Meloidogynidae
Source: the annotation of a GenBank genome assembly
AUGUUGGAUAUUUCUUAUAAAUUAAAUGAAAAUCUUCAAUUAAUGACAACAACUAAAACAACAACCAAUUCCCCAUCACCCCCACCUCCUCCCCCACAAUCAACAACCUCAAUUAAAAACCGGCAAUAUACAUGGGGUUAUAUAGUAGUUACAGUCCCUUUUUCUUCUCCAAAAUUAUUUUUAGAAAACAAAAAUAUAUUAUCUCAAUCAAUUUCUUUAAAUCAAAAAACUUUUUUUCCAUUUUUAUCAACAAAUAUCGCCCAACAAAAACCUAAAUUAACGGCUAAAUUAAGUGAUAAAAUAAUUAAAAAUAAAAAACAAAAUGAAAAAGGAGGAGAAGAGGAAGAAGAGGAGGAAGAAGUAAUUAGAAGAUUUAGUAUUGCAGAUUUAGCUGAGGCAGCUUUGAGGCAUCAGAGAUAUCAAAAACAAUUGUUUAGAUCUGCUGCGGUUAUUGAAUGUUGUCAACAACAGAAUAACCAACAAGAAUGCCCAACAGCUAAUUUUUAUAAAUGUUUUUGUGAAGAAAAUAAAUUAAAAACAAAUAAUUUACCUUCAACAUUCUCUUCACCCCUUUCUAGAGGGCAUAGUUUGUUGAGACAAAGAAGGCGGUUAUUUAGUCAGUAUCAACAGAAAAGGAAUUGUUCUAGUUCUGGAACACAUCCAAGACCCUCUUCACGUAAUAGUGGAAGCUUUUUUUCUUCGACAGGUUUUUUGAGCGGGGAAGGGGGGGGGUGUUUAAGGGAAGUUGUGAAAUUUAGAAUUAAGAGGGGGGGGGGGGGUAAUUAGGAAUGAGAUGAGGGAGGGGGAUAUUUUUUAUUUUAAAGUUUUUUCUCUUAAAAUUAAUAAUUAUAUUUUGAAAAAAAUCUUA